AAUCAGUAUUAAGAAACGGGCCGUAGUCAGUGAGGCGUAUAGGCGGUGGUUAAAGCUGAUCUAGGAACGGUAGAGCGGAAGUUUCCGCAAACCAGAGCGCACAUGCUGUUAAUGUGGAACUGAAUGCGACAGAGGUUCCUGCAAGGGAAAUGUGAAGCUUUAAACUUAGGUUCUGGAAAUCCUGUCCUCCAAAUUGACAACAAAAAGGAGUCAAUUUGCAUCUAAGAGUUUUGCUGCAUCCCAGUGAUUUUGAGUUCAUAAAAAUGUGGACAGCUGCCUGUAGAUUCUCACGUCUUAUUCAAAACAACACAAAUUUGGAGGUAAAUGCACUGUAUCACAACUCCAAAAAUGUCUUCGGUCCAAAAGACCCUGGUUUGAAGGUUUCUCAGCGGGUAAGGCGCAACCCUAUCAAGUCCUCAGGUCGUCUUUCCAGAAGCGUUUAUCCUUCUACGGAAUCAUCAGGUGAUGAUGGGGCAUCUGGAUCUGUGCGCAGUGUCUCCUCCGAACUCCAGAAGCUCAGCUUGGAGGACUUCAGAAAGCCAGAACCAGAGCCUCAGAAGCCACCUAAGAGAGUCAAGAACAGCGUCACUGACGCCCGUCUCCAGAAAGAGAAUCGAGACGAGUUGGUGUUUGGGGUUGGCCCUUGUUUACUAGCCUUGACUCUGGGGAAACGUAAGCUUGCUCAGCUUUUUGUGCAGCGCAGGGAAGGAGCUCAGAGGAACUCUGUGGAGAAUGUUUGUGACGCAGCGGUCAAGCGAGGAGUUCCGAUUAAGCAUAUCACUAAGAGGGAGAUGGAGAAGAUGGUCGGUGGUGCGGUCCACCAGGGAUUGUGCCUUCAAGCCAGUCCAUUGAGUUUCCUCACUGAGGAGAAAUCCAGCUGUCAGCAGAAUAAUCGGCAAUCUGGAAAACCCAGUCCACUGUGGCUUGUCCUAGAUGGGGUCCAGGAUCCGAUGAACCUCGGUUCCAUUCUCCGCUCUGCAUAUUUUCUUGGAGUGGACAGAGUAGCUAGUAGCAUUCGCAACAGCUGUCCGUUAACUCCAGUGGUGAGCAAAGCCAGCUCAGGAGUGAUGGAGCUCAUGGAUGUAUAUGGCUAUAAGAACUUGGCUGACAUUGUAAAGAUAAAACUCAAUCAAGGGUGGAAAGCAGUCGGCACUAUCGGUUCUGAAGAGACGAGCUCUGGAGUCCCUGUUGUUCCAUGUUCCGACUUCAAGAUGUCCAAACCUACGCUGUUGCUAAUGGGUGGCGAGGGUUUCGGGUUGUCUCCUGAGCUACGUGAGCUGUGCGAAGUCUUCCUUACUGUUCCUUCCAGAGGAGACCUUCACCCAGCCGUGGACUCGCUCAACGUCUCUGUAGCCACAGGCAUCCUACUGCAUUCUCUUCUCUCAUCAUGUAGAACUGGCCAAUAAGAAUAAUGAUGAUCAUGAUGGUGGUGUAUUUACUCGCCCUGCCUCCCUGUGGCGCUUAAUGACUGGAUUAGUUCAUCAAUUAGCCAUCAGCUAAUUGACCCUAGAGAACUCAUCGAUCAGAAAGCAGAGACCUGGGAGGACUUCUCGACUGCCGGUCGGACCUCAGCCAACUCCGGGUGGAACCGGCGGAGCGGUAACUGUUACGGCUCGGCCAUCAGAUGCGUACGAGAGAAACGUGAAUAUAUUUGAACAAACACGUGAAUGGAAAUCUUGCGUUUCCUCUCUGAGAAUCUGCAUCAACACCAGUAUCACUAUUUUUAUUAUAAUUUUUUCUCAGCAGGUGGCACUGUAAGUCAGCACUCCUCUAUUAUGACAGGCGUUUAUCCUGGGCAUCUUUUUUUUUUUUUCUUCUUCUUCUUCUUUGUAUGAUGUUUAAAGCUUAGCCAGGGAUAAUCCCAGGCCACCAACGAGCAAAAAAACUAAAUCUGAGCAAAAAAACUUCAGCUUCUCGGGUGACUCGGAGGGGUGGAGGAGGGGGUUACAGAACGGGACGGUUCACAAUUAAAGUAAAACGGGGGAGCGGGACAGGACGAUUAACCCGCUAAUGCUAUAGACCAUUAGACCUCUCCGUCUUACUCUCUUUUUUAGCCUCGAGCCAGAUCGGGGAGAAUGGGACAUUAGACGAGACGGUUUAAUGUAAUGACCCAUUCUGUGAUUUUUACAAGGCAGAAUGAUUUGCAGCAGCAAGCGGGGACGACGGAUCCUCCUCAGAUUUGUCAAGAUUUGCACAAAAUGGAUUUUUUUUUUCUCGCCCGCCAGACCCCAAAUUCUAAUUUUUUGUCCUUUUUUUUUUUUUUUUUUUUUUUUUUUUAAUCAAAGCUAUUUAUUAAUCUAGACACCAGAGGUGUCGCUAUUAAUAAAAACAAAUAAGCCUGA
Silurus meridionalis is the source of this 2342-nucleotide messenger RNA. RefSeq names its product mitochondrial rRNA methyltransferase 1 homolog (S. cerevisiae) (gene mrm1). Gene Ontology annotation, molecular function: RNA binding; RNA methyltransferase activity. Gene Ontology annotation, biological process: rRNA methylation. Gene Ontology annotation, cellular component: mitochondrion. Lineage: Eukaryota; Metazoa; Chordata; Actinopteri; Siluriformes; Siluridae. The transcript has 6 exons. Bases 264 to 1406 code for a protein of 380 amino acids. The record is from RefSeq and is a predicted model, not a curated record.